UGACCUCUCUCUCUCUCUCUGUGUGUGUGUGUGUGUGUGUGUGUGUGUACUGCUUAGUCAUUACUGAGAAUGAAAGCCCUCCUCAUGACUUCCUGCUGUUCUCAGUUUGCCUCUCCUCUCUGCGGUUCAGCGUCUGGUUUAUGUUUCCUCAGUCUGACCUGUUGAUCGACGGCUCAGCAUCAAACUGACCAUCUCUGGGAGUUUUUCUGGAGUCGCAGAAUAUUUGGGUAUCUGAGACAUUUGGACAGACUGCCACAGGUUAUCAACAACAUAUGAGCUUCCAUUUGUGACCAUGGCAGAAAAUGUUGGAACCAAAGAGGAUGAUCUGCCUCCUGAUGUCAAUGACUGGAGUACAUCUCAUGUAAGGGUCUGGGCCCUUAGACUGAAGGGUUUGGAUGUCUCCACUGCAGAUUUGCUGUUUGAAGAAAAUAUCUGUGGUCCCAGUCUUUUGCUUCUGGAUAAAUCAGAUUUAACUGAAAGGGGUGUGAAGCUUGGACCAGCGAAGCUUAUUAUUCAUGCCAGAGAUGAAUUAAUCAAAUUAAAGAGCGAGAACCCAACAAGAUCCUCUGACAAGCCUGGGAAACCCAGUAAGCCGUAUCCAUUCGGUAGAUACCACGAUACAUUCAGAUAUGUAGAGGGCAGCGUUCUAGACGUCCCAGAAUCAGGCGCCUUAGACUUUAUUGAACCCUGUCAUGAAUAUAAAGGUUUCUAUCAGACACCUGAUGAAGCUAAACUGGAGAAGUUCACCACUGAGGUCAUUCGGUUUGCAGCUGCCUGCAUGAAUAGCCGCACUAAUGGUACCAUACAUUUUGGAAUCGGAGACAAACCAGACUAUGACCAUGGUCAGGUAGUGGGAGUCACUGUUGAUGACAAAGAGGGAUAUGCAAAUGAGCUAAAAUCAGCCAUUGAUGGCUACUUUGAAUACAAGCACAAGGAUGCAGCUCAAAUGUGCAUCAAACCGCCUCGAUUUGUUGAGGUUCUGAACAGAAAUACAACAUCAUCUGACAAAUUUGUGAUUGAAGUGGACAUUGAGCCUCAGUCUGCCAUCUGUGAAGAAAACAUCUUCCACACUUACGGCACAAAAAAAGGCAAGAAGACCAAAGGAACUGAAUCACAACCAUCAAAGUCUCUCUACAUCCGAGACGGUGGCAGCAGCAGAGACCUGCUAGCACCAAGCACAUCUUCCAAACCCAGGUCAGAGUACAAUCAGUUUGAGGACAAAAUGCCUCAACUGUCACAGUACCGCAAAGAAGCAGAGGAGAAGCACUUCAAAGGAAUAAAGAGCACAACUCAAGGCUCCAGGUUAAUUCACAUGAUAACAGGUGGAGCCUCAUCAUUGGAUAACUCCAAUUUUGAACAUUAUGUCAUCGUGACAAACAAAUCUCAUCCAAGCCAUUUUGAAAAUCUGGGAUUUCUCGUAGAGCUCAAACCAGCUGCUGUUUUAGACUUUGAUCCUGAAUCAGCUGAACAAGGAUUGCAGACUUACUUUCAAAAGCAGAGCACAGUGAGCUCACAUUUACCAGCAAAAUACAAAAUAAUGGAAAGUGUAAAAAAAACUGCUGCCAAAUUAGAAUUACCUAAAAGCACAAGCUGGGUUUUCUGCAAUGGAGGUAUUGAGGAAGAGGAGCCCUCAGAGGUUGACCAGUGGUUGAUGGAAAAGGGCGCCUCGAUUCGAGAUGUUAUUUCUUUCUUGUGCCGUAAAGAUGUGCUAAACAAGAGGUUCCUUGUAAUUUUCUUACUUUUAUCAACAGUGAGGGAGAAAAUGGAUCCCCUUGUUGAGACCUUCAGCAUGUUCCUGCAGGAGCUCAGAAAGCCAGGACAGAUCCUCUGUAUCUGUGACAAUGAGAACACAUUCAUUUCAUGGAGGGAUCUCAUUGAGGCCAAGUGUGGAGUCGGCGUCUCUGACAGAUGCAUCUCUGAGCUCAGUUUUGCUGAAGUCAAUGGAACCGUCCUCAGUCUCUGGUCAGAAAAUCGCAGAGCCAAACGGUUCCUACCAUGUGGGGGUGAGAGCAAGGUGCCUCUGGAGAAAAAAUUUGAGCAAACCUUGAAUACUUUGGAGAUCUUGUGUGUGAAUCAGUGUGAAGGAGGAAAUGAGGACAGAGUUGCCAUAGAGGAGAAUUUCUAUAGAGGUGGGAAGGUAUCAUGGUGGAAUUUCCAUUUCUCUGAAUUACCUGGAUUAACACCAUUCAUUAAACGGGUCCAGUUUGAUUACAUUGUGAACACAGUUAUACCAGAUUUAUGCUCCCUACCUAAAGCUUGUGUCCUGUUCAAUCUCCUCCAUCUGCCUGGUUGUGGUGGGACGACCUUGGCCAUGCAUGUUUUGUGGGCUCUUAGGGACAGGUAUCGCUGUGCCGUCCUCAGGGAAAAGUCUGACUUUAGUACUGUGGCCGAUCAUGUGAUCCAACUUUUAAUGUAUCAAUAUGAUGAGCAAACACCAGGGGUUCCUGUACUGCUGAUGAUUGAUGACUUUGAGGACAUGGAGAAGGUUGAAGAAUUACAGUUUGCAAUUGAAACACAGUGUACUGAAAAAGACAUCCAGGCUGCAAAGGUCAUCCUCCUGAACUGCAUGAGGUCAGAGUCCAAUCCAGUGACAGAACUAACAACAGAGAUUGUGUUCAUUGGGAACAACCUCUCUGACAAAGAACUAAAACUGUUUGAGGUAAAACUUAAGGAAAUAGAAGAACAACACUGUGACUUUGAAACUUUUUAUGGCUUCAUGUUUAUGAAGGAGAACUUCAAUGCAGAAUAUAUCGAAAGGGUGGUAAGGAACACCCUGAAAAACUUCGAUAUGAACCAAAAGAAUGCACAACUCUUUGCAGUUUUGGUUCUGUUGAGAGUUUACUGCAAGUACUCCUCUCUUUCCUGGAAUCUAUGUCUGGAUGUUUUGGAUCAUACAGUCCCUGUUUGUGGAGAUCUCAGAAUUGGUGACGUCUUUGGGGAAUUUUCCAGUUUCAUUUCCUUCUGCUGGGAUCAAGAUAAGGUUGAGUACAUAGCAGUACAAAUAACAUACUCAAUCAUUGCAAGGCAAUGCUUGGAGGAAAUAAGAACAACACACAAAAUCACAAAAGCUAAAAUUACUAAGUUUCUGCUGACCACUGACCAGCUGUAUGAAUAUACACAAGGCACAGACAAUCUCUUUCAAUAUGUGCAUGAUAUUUUAGUGAAAAGAUUUUCUUCAUCUGAGGUUUCUCAGUUCUCUCCUCUGAUUCAUCAAAUUGCAAAAGAAACACCUGGACAGGAAGAGAUUGUGCUGACAAAUGCAGCAAAAAGAUUAGAGAAUGAUGCUGUUGUCUCUCAGUUGUUGGCCAGAUACUAUUUGAAAAAGAAGGAUUUCACUGUUGCAAAAAAUUGGGCAAAAGAAGCCAUGGGACUUUCCAAAGAUAACUCUUAUAUUGCAGACACAUCAGCACAAGUUUUUAAGCAUGAGCUAAAGAAUGAAAUUUCAAACUGCAAGGAAGGACAGUUCAUCAGCCCAGAGAAAUUGGGAAUUGCUCUCAAAAUGGCCCAAUCAGCAAGGGAAGCAUUUCAGAAAACACAAGACCUGGCUAAGAAGGAAUCGCUUUACAGAAAUAAGAUCAAAACAAACAAUCAACACAUCAGGGUUUCUUGGAGAAAUCCAGGUUGGAGUUCUUAUCUUAGGCUUGUUAGAAAAAACUCCUGUGCCUUCUUUUGAUGAUGUUCGACGCGAUAUAAUGAGCGAGUUCCUCUCUGGAAAUAUUACAAUAGAGAGCAUAAAAAGAACGGAUCCCCAGUACAACAAAAACA
Messenger RNA from Poecilia reticulata (guppy), 3765 nucleotides. RefSeq names its product sterile alpha motif domain-containing protein 9-like. The record is from RefSeq and is a predicted model, not a curated record. Lineage: Eukaryota; Metazoa; Chordata; Actinopteri; Cyprinodontiformes; Poeciliidae. Gene Ontology annotation, cellular component: cytoplasm.